Molecule: messenger RNA, 1375 nt
Organism: Spodoptera frugiperda (fall armyworm)
Lineage: Eukaryota; Metazoa; Arthropoda; Insecta; Lepidoptera; Noctuidae
Exons: 2
Coding region: 324-1355 (343 amino acids)
Source: RefSeq, a predicted model, not a curated record
UUAGAACCCUGACAAACAGUAUUUCAUAUUCCCGAAAUCCAAAUUUAUGAAUAAUUUAUAAAUAAUGAGUUUUUGAAUCGAUAAUAGUCGUAACAUUUAAACGCUCCCGCGCAUAAAGUCGCGCUGACAGUUCCGACGAUGUGCUUCGAUCUAUUGGACCGCGGCCGGCCAAUCAGCGCACAGUACCGACGUCGUACGACACGAACGACACGAACGAAGUCUCUUAGUUUUAAAUGUUCAAAUAUUUAUGAUUAUGUGUUGUUUUUGUUUACUUUUGAUAACUAACUAACUUAACUUUACUUGUGCAAUUAUAAAUUGGUGAAAUGAGUAACGAACGUUCUUCAAAGAUUUUGAAAUUGGUGUUAGAUAAGCCCAAUUCAAAUAGCGAAGUAUUAACGGCCGGUCAAAAUUUUGAAAAUGUAUCACCGGUACCACUUGAGGCUGAACACCAGUGGGAGCAAUACAAGACGAUGUUCGGGAACUCUUUUAGUAAUAGUACAGGAAGUAUUGACGACAACUUUGAACUAACUAACUUAGCCGCAAUUUUACCAGUAAUUGCUUCCCCAACUCCUAAGGAUUCCGAGCCAUGUGAUGAAGAUUUUUUAAACGAAUCAGCUGAUGUAAUAGAACCUUCAUUCGAUAUGACACCAAUGCCCUCUCCGAAUAAUGACUUUUUGAAAUAUGUAGCUUGCUCUUCGACUCCAUUAUUUAGUAACGUAUCUAAUUGCGAAGCUGAUAAUAAUUGUUCAUCCGGUAGUAGUAGAGCCAAUACACCACUGCUCAGUAACGUCUCGAGCCAGGAUUCUUCUGUGUGCUCGUCAAACGAAAGUACGCCGUCGUCAAGCAAAAUUAUUGGAAGAAAACGUCGCCGUCGCCGUGAUGAGUGGAAAGACAUAAAAAGAAAAUGUUUAAAAAAUAUGGGAAAAGCGUAUUUAAGUAAGAACGGAGUUCAAAGAGAUGGAAAGAUUUUAAAACAACCAUGUCCGGUUACUUGCCGACUGAAAUGUUUUCAGAAGUUUGAUGCACAGCAACGGGAACGUAUAUUUAAUUCUUUUUGGCGAAUUGGAGAUCACUGUCGACAAUGGGAUUACAUCGUCAACCACACAGAAGUAGGCGAUACUAAGUAUCCUUCUACUACAAAACUUGUGUCUAGGCGCAAGAAAUCGAUUAAGUAUUGCUUGCCUCUAAUUGAGUCUAAUUCUGACAUACCUAAUAAGGUGUUCGUUUGCAAAACGAUGUUUCUAAACACACUCUCUGUAGGGGAAAGAACUGUUCAAACGGCUUUGGCGAAAUGGAGCUCAGGGGUGGCUCUGUUUCCCCUGAUCGACGCGGUGGUACCAGAACUAUUGUCAUAGACGACGAAAUAAAACAGGAU